This is a messenger RNA of Thrips palmi, 631 nucleotides long. RefSeq names its product cuticle protein 67-like. NCBI's taxonomy places the organism in Eukaryota, Metazoa, Arthropoda, Insecta, Thysanoptera, Thripidae. The coding region runs from base 52 to 552 and encodes 166 amino acids. The record is from RefSeq and is a predicted model, not a curated record. The transcript is spliced from 2 exons.
ACUCACUUCCAGCAAUCCACUUCAGAGCCGCCGCUCAAGCCAACCAACAAAAUGGCCUUCAAGCUCGUCGUCCUCGCCGCCGCCUUGGCUGUUGCCAACGCUGGUCUGAUCGGCGCCCCCGUGUCCUACGGCUACGCCGCCGCCCCCGCCGUGUCCUACGGCUACGCCGCUGCCCCCGUGGCCGUCGGCACCCCCACCCUCACCUCCCAGUCCUCCAACACCCUGAGGACCUUCGGCAACCAGGGCCAGAUCUCCCACGAGAGCAAGACCAUCCAGACCCCCUUCUCCAGCGUGUCCCGCUCUGACGUGCGCGUCAGCAACGACGCCCAGAUCCUGGCCCACACCCCCGUCGCCGCCUACGCCGCCCCCGCUGCGUACGCCGCCCCCGUCGCCCACGCCUACGCCGCCCCCGCUGCCUACGCCGCCCCCUCCGUCUACGCCGCCCCCGUCGCCAAGGCCGUCGCUGCUCCCCUCGGCGUCGCCUACUCCGCCGCCCCCGUGGUCUCCCACAUGACCUACACCGGCUCCUACGGUGUGCAGUACGCCUACUAAGCUGUGAUACCGUGACUCUUAUUUAUUUCACUAUUUAUUUACUUAAAUGCGCCAAUAAAUAAGCGUUGCAAAAACUCUA